ACAGGUUUUAUCGGAAUAGACCCGUGAAUGAACCUCCGGGUCCGAAUGCCGUGUUCCACUCUUAUCGCCAUGGAAUGUAAUUUAACGUUACUUUGAUUAAGCUGAUGCGGAUAAGACGUGCUAACCUAGGCUUGUCAGUACGUUACAGCUAUUCAUAUCCUAACCUAACACCUUGCACGGUUCGUUUUUUAAGAAUCUUGAGUGUAGUCACGGUAACAUCCUUCCACUCACUACCUAGUUUUUGUACUCUAAUCGCUGAAAAUACAGCAAUACAGCUUAUAUCGCAACAUCUUGGAUCGCAAAGAUCAUGACGACGAAUGCUCUGCCGCUGCGCGAGCGCAAGCCUGAAGCCGAGCUCGAAGACUGGGUUUCAGUAGAAGCACCUAUUAUUAGCGGGACAACGCCUACGCCAGCGUCCGCGCCAGCGCUAGUAGAGCCUAUUGUCGAUCGCAUCACGCGAACCCAAGCCGACCUCAAAGAGCUCCUCGCUUUCUACAAGAUCGAAACCUCGCCUAUCCAAUACGACCGAUUGCAAGAGUUCUAUGACGAAGAGCUCGAGUCCCUGAAAGAUGUGCCGUUCAAGAUAUAUACACAGGACGAGAAGGUGGAUUACCUGCUUCUGAAAGCCCAAUUGUCCCGCGCUCGCCAAACCCUCGAACUCGAGCGGGCGCGCGAUGAAGAAAUCGGCCCGUUGUUCGAACCGUUCGCUGCGAGUAUCAAAGGAUGGAUUGGAGCGCGGAUGCGAGUCGAACCAGUCGAUCCCAGGGACGUAGCUACAGAGUUCCAUGGCUUACUGGAUGAGGUGACUCGAUGCAAAGGGGUAGCUGAGAGGUCAGGGCCAGAAAAGUACUCCAAACCGACGGGCUAUCGGGCUGUCAAGAGAAUCAGUCAACUGCGGGAACAUUUGAAGGAAAUGUACGACUUCUACGACGGCUAUGAGCCUUUAUGGGAUUGGUGGGUCCGCAAGCCAUACGCGGCUCUCGAUACGGCGCUGGGUGCUCUUGCCUCCUCGAUCGAGGAAAACGUUGUCGGAAUUGGGUCAGGCGACGAAGAUACCAUAAUCGGCCAGCCUAUUCGCCGAGAUGGACUUUUGGCCGAACUGAAGGCUGAGAUGAUCCCUUAUACGCCAGAAGAGCUGAUUCGUGUUGCGGAGAAGGAGUAUGCAUGGUGUGAAUCAGAGAUGAUCAAGGCGUCGAAAGAGUUAGGUUUCGGAAAAGACUGGCACGAAGCGCUGGAGCAUGUUAAAGGCCUUACUGAGGCACCAGGCUCCCAGCCACUGUUCAUCAAGUCUCUGGUUGACGAGGGAACGGCGUAUGUGAAGAAGCACGAUCUAGUAACAGUUCCAAAAGUGGCAGAAGAGGCCAUUCGCAUGGUCAUGAUCCCGCCAAGUCAGCAAAAGGUCUCACCUUUCUUUCUAGGAGGCCCUGUUCUGUACGUGUCCUACCCGACAUCUGACAUGUCCCACUCGGACAAGAUGAUGAGCAUGCGCGGGAACAAUCGCCAUUUCUCCAAAGCUACAGCGUUCCACGAAAUGAUACCUGGACAUCAUUUACAGUUGUUCGUUGCCGAGAGAUCGAACCCCCACCGCCAGGUGUUCCAAACACCCUUUUACGUUGAAGGAUGGGCGCUCUACUGGGAACUGCUUCUUUGGUCGAGAGGAGACUUCUUCACAAGCCCGGAGGACAGAGUCGGGACACUGUUUUGGCGAAUGCACCGCUGCGCACGUAUCAUAUUCAGCUUGAAAUUCCACCUUGGUCAGAUGACACCGUCUGAGUGUGUUGAUCUCCUCGUCAACUGGGUUGGCCAUGAGCGCGCAAAUGCGGAGGGUGAGGUGAGGCGAAGCUUCAACGGCGAUUACAGCCCACUAUACCAGGCGGGCUAUCUACUAGGUGCCUUGCAAAUCUGGGCCCUCAGAAGCGAGGCGGUCGACCAAGGGCUCAUGCCAGAGAAAGAGUUUCACGACAGGAUACUCAAGGCUAAUAUGAUGCCAAUUGAGAUGGUGCGGGCGCUUCUUCUUGAUCAGGAGCUCAGUCAAGAUUUCGAGAGCAGGUGGAAGUUCUAUGGGGAUAUCUAGCUCGGCACCCUUAAUUCUCCCGUCUGACUAUUCGCCGUCUGAUUACAGUGUCAUACGUUUAGACCAGGGAUCAGUCAUGCCCACAGCUUGCAUAUGUCGCAGCAGACUCUUUAGUGACUACUCCAAAUAAGCGAGACGUUGAUACGCAGCGCUCACUCGUAGCAUGACUACGUCAUAUUGAGUGACUAGGAUAUACUAUUAGAAGUAAUAUACUAUCCAGGGGAAAGAGCGAGCGCGUCUCGGAAAGGUGGUUUGACUUUGCCUUUGUUUAGCGAGUUUAGCGAGUCAAAAUUUAAUGUCUGGUCGAGUAUCCAA
Truncatella angustata is the source of this 2389-nucleotide messenger RNA. RefSeq lists its product as uncharacterized. The transcript has a single exon. The coding region runs from base 308 to 2074 and encodes 588 amino acids. Lineage: Eukaryota; Fungi; Ascomycota; Sordariomycetes; Amphisphaeriales; Sporocadaceae. The record is from RefSeq and is a predicted model, not a curated record.